Molecule: messenger RNA, 10620 nt
Organism: Nothobranchius furzeri (turquoise killifish)
Lineage: Eukaryota; Metazoa; Chordata; Actinopteri; Cyprinodontiformes; Nothobranchiidae
Gene: wdfy4
Product: WDFY family member 4
Biological process (GO): antigen processing and presentation
Molecular function (GO): protein binding
Source: RefSeq, a predicted model, not a curated record
CGAGUUGCUCUGCUUGUUCAAAGUCUACUUGUUGGGGAUUAGUGGGAGUAGGCAGUUUUUUACGAAAGGGUCUGCACAGCAUGCAGUGUUAGUCAUGCCUUAGCAGGCUUCUGCAUGUCUUUGUACUCAAAGUAUGGAAACAAGCACAGACCAUUACUUACCUGGAAUAACAAAUCACAGAUGACAACACUCCAAUAGACUCAGGAAAGUCCCGAAUGGUUCUCCCACAAGAGCAGGACCAAGCUAUGAAGGGAGAGAGGAUCAAUAAGGAAACGGGAGAGCUGAGUGCUUCGGGGGAGCUGACUGCCUCGGUGGAGCUGAAGACGGAGAAGGGGGAGGGCUACUGUGGGAACCCUGAACUACUGCAAAGACUCAGAGAUGCACUACAGGAGCUAGGGAUUUAUACGUACUACAGCCGGGACCCCGGGACAGAUCCUGCAGACAAAGAAGAGGAGACGCUGUUAAAAGUCCUGCCUCUUUACUUACAGGUUUGUGAGGAUGGUGGCAGACCUGAAAGUGCAGAUAUAAAGGGGCUUGCAGCUCUCACUGCUGACUCUGUCAUCCAUAAUAUCCACAGCAGACUGGCAGAACGGCCCGCAGAGAAGGCGCGUGAGGAGGUGGUGCUGUUCCUCAAGAGGCCGGAUGAGGAUUUAAGCUGGGAAACGGACUCAGCUUUGGGGUGGCUGCUGUUGAAUUCGCUUUUGUUUCUCACAUCUGGCCCUUUGGAUGUGUUGUCUUGCAUAAAUCCAGGACUUCCUGCUGCAUUAGUGAAAUGUCUCUACCUGCUGGUGUGCCUUCCAGCUGAACAGGAAAACGCAGCCGUAGAACAGACUUUCCAGGAGCCUCUUACACAGAUUUUUCUUCAGCUCUGCACCCAGCCAGCUAAUGUGGAGCGGCUGGUGGAGACUCAGGAGCUGCAGUGUCUCAUCAUCGGGCUAACCUCCCUGUGGGACCAGACCAGUGCAGACUGGAGACACCUGGCCUCCCGUGUUCUCAAAGCACUUUCCGCUGUACCAACAAGCAACACUGUCCCGAGUUUGUUCGGCAAGAACUGUGUGCGAAUCUGCAUCCAGAACCUGUUGCACAUCAGUACCAACGUCUCAGGAUCCCUGCUAGCUGAAGUGGCCGUGGCUGUGUUUAGCUUCAUAAGGGACACCUAUCACCUCAGUCCAGACCUCUUCACUCAGUUUGACUCCAACGAUGGCUACAAGGCCCUCGACUACAUCCUGAAACGCUGUGAGGAUGGUGUGCCCUUGGACCAGUUCCAGCCGGUGGAGGAACUCCUGAACCUGAUUGCAUCCUUCACCCUGCUUGGGAAAACGGAGCUGAAAGUGGCUCUCUGUGUCACCAGUCCGCAGCCUGCAAGCUUUAAGUUUGACCCGCCCCUCACCAAAGGUUUAACAGUGAAGAACCUUCCUGCCUUCAGCGUGCUGCAGGCCUCUUUGCAGCGGUCCCAGGAUUCUCUUCUCUGCUGUCAAAUUCUUCAAACGUUCCAAAAUAUCUGGCAGAAAGAUCCAGUUAAUUACUUCCUCUUGGAGUGGACUGUCCAGCCAAUGACCCAGCUGGUCUCUUGUGUGUGGCGCAAACCGGAACCUGUCCAAAAGAUCUUUUUUUCGAUGGUUGAGCAGGUGGUGUUUAGGUUGAACUACAUUCCCCAUGAGACCUUACGAGCUCUACUGGGUGUACUGAAGAAGAGCUGGGCUGGGACGUUAGCUGACGGAGUGGCAGGCGUGGAAUUCAAUGUGUUGGCUCUCCAGUUAUUUCAAAAGAUGGUUGUGCACAGCGCCAUGCUGGCAGAGGUGUUGAGUGACUGGAGACUGUUAGAGCUGCUGCUCGGGGAACUUCGCAGGAGAGCAAAGAUCCUGAGGAAGGCUGGUGUAAUUCACCCCCAAACAAACACCCAGCAGCUCCCAUGUUUGGAGGACAAUGAGCGACUUCUCACUACCUGGAUGCUUCAAGUUGUGUCAACCCUCACUUUGCGUUCUAUCAAGAAUACAGUGUCAGUGCGAGACCUGGGUAUGGUUCCCUACAUAAAAAUCUUCUUGGACGACGACCAGUAUCGCGUUCCCACUCUCAGGAUUUUGGAGCAGCUUGCUGAAAUCAACCCGGAUGAGUUCAUGAGAACGGCCAUCGGAGCCCUCUGCUCCUCCACGCAGCAGGAGCUCUGCUUGAAGCAGGACCUUUUGCAGUCUGUGCUGAGGGUCCUGGAGAGCCCCAACAGUUGGGACGCCUUCAGGAAAGCAGGAGGCUUCACAGGGCUGCUGUCUCUGGUGGUGGACAUGGAAGGAGCUCUGUCUGAGCCUCCAAAGGGAGAAGUGUGGAAGACGUUGGGACACCAACAGCUGCUUGAGCUCCUCCUCCUCACUCUUCACAUCCUGGCUCUGGCUGUGCAUCUUCACUCAGUUAAUGCACACGCUUUUCAGACUGGUGGCUUUUAUGAAAGGCUGGCAGAUGCUCUACUCCAGCUGGGCUGCUUCCACAACGAAGCCAUCUCGAGUGAGAAAUGGGAUGCAGGGGAGUGGACUUGUCCCAGGAAAGCAGAGGACAACUCUCCUAGAAUGAGCUUUUUCCAGUUUGUUGAGUUGGCAGAAACCUCUGCUGCUCCCACCUGUCGCUCUACCUCAAACCAGACAAAUUUGCCGCUCAACCUUCGGACAUGUCUAAGGCUGCUCUCCUACCUCGAUCAUUUUGCUACAGGGACCUACUCACCUCAGGCUUUGAAACUGGGACAGGAGGAGAACAAUGUGUGUGAUGAAGGAAAAGAGAGGCUACACGGACUAGUGGGAUAUGAGGGAGGCAAUCUAGGACAGUCUCUUGUCCUGUCAGGAUCAGGCCUGCAGUCCAUGGAGGACAAAACCUCUGUACCCAGUAGUCCUGCUACUAGCAUAGACACUCUUUACAGCAGGUUCACAUUUGAUCAGAUUAUUCUUCAUCCAGGAGCAAUCCGAGUUAUUAUGACUCUUCUUCCACACGUGUACAGUCCUGAUGACCCACAGCUGUCCACAGAGGUCCAGUUUUCAAUAGCAUACCACAUCCAGUCUAUGGUGAAAUCUGAGCAAAACCGCCAGAUAAUGUGUGAGGGGGGGCUGGUCUCUACCCUCCUGACCUACUGUCACAACAUUUUGCUGGAUCUGAACCACCCACUACAUUUACCCGUAACACGAAUUUUAGAGAAGCUCUCCUCCCAGGCCAUCACGCACUCGGACUUCAGGAAGUUCCUGUCUUUAGGAGAUCCUCUUAUGUGCUUAUCUAAAAAAACAGCAGAUCAGAGCACAAAGGCAGAUGCUGGAUCUUCAGGGAGGACACUGAAACGAACUUUCAGCUUGUUGAGGUCUACAGCGUCUUGUGGUUCUGCUAUUCCGAUCCACCAGAUUGUCAGUCUGGUAUCCAUGACGGCACCUCGGACAUUUAGACCACAUCGAGUCUCCUCCUCACCUCCCUUUGUAGAGUUCGACAUGCAUGAGAGUGGAUAUGGGUACCUUUUCCUGCCCUCUUUGGCCACCAUUAAAGGAGUCUCUGCUGAUUCAACCUCAACUGGUGGAAUUGGAGGAGAAUGCAGAGGUUUCCCCCCCACAUCUGGCCUCUCCUUUUCCUGCUGGUUCCAGAUUAACAGAUUCAGCUCAGCUUGUGAUUCCCACCCAGUCCACCUGCUAACGGUGGUUCGCCAUGUGUCACGAACCGAGCAACCGUACAUCUGUUUGUCCAUCUCCUUCUCAGCCUGCGACGGCUGUCUGGUCAUCUCCACUGAGGAGGAGGCAUUCACAUACCUUGAUGUGUUGGAGCCAGAAAUUUCUACUCCAGCCUCUUUGCCUUCAUCACUGAGGCUCCGCUGCUCCAGCAUGCUGGUCCCAGGUCAGUGGCACCAUCUGGCAGUCGUCAUGGCCAAAGAUGUGAAGAAAAGCUGCCUGACCUCAGCCUACUUUAAUGGCAAGGCGGUGGGAAUGGGAAAGAUAAAGUACAUUCAGCCAUUCCCGGGUCCGUGUGUCUCCAUGGACCCCACAGCUGUGAUCGAUGUGUAUGGACUGAUAGGGACUCCGGCUCUGUGGAAGGACCACGCUGCUCUAGUGUGGCGAGUGGGCCCCUGCUACCUGUUUGAAGAGCCUUUGAGCUCAUAUGCUGUGGCUGCUGUUUACACACAAGGCACCUCUUACCUGGGCAACUUCCUGGCUUUGCACAACACGAGUCCUGAUCGGAAUUCUGAUUCUCUCCCACUCAAGCUGGUUCCUGAAGAGAGGAUCUCGUUUGGAAUCAACCCGGCAGUUUCUACCAUAACAACUGUGGUGCAGAUCAGAGAGGAUUACAACGAGGUGGAUUGCAGACUGAUUGCAAAAGAAAUGGGGAUAACAUCUCGGGAUAACUCCAUGCCAAUAUUUCUGGCUCAAAACAUCAGCCAGCACUUGAGCGGUACGGCUCGCACCAUCGGCGCCGCCUUGAUUGGACAUUUUGGUAUGCGGACAUUCAUCCCCAGGCCUGCUUCCAAUGGUUUUCUGUACGUUGGUGGGCCUGCGGUUGUUUUGGGUUUAGUUGCAAUGGCGCCGGAUGACAGCUCUUUGUAUGCAGCUGUUAAAGUUCUUCUUUCUGUGUUGGAGACCAACACUGCAAUGCAGCAGGAAAUGAAUCGUAUUGAUGGAUUCAAGCUGCUAGCUUUCCUACUGAGGAUGAAGAGCAGUCUUGUCAGCCAUCGAACCCUCCAGGCAGUUCUGUGCCUCUGGAGUUCAGUAGAGAUGAGCUGUGGCUCUUGUUUACAGAACACACCCGCAUUCCAGGCUCUGCUGUGUGACCUGGAGGUGUGGAAAAAUACAGCAGACAAUCUGGACCUUGCGGUUCUGAACUACUUUGCAGAAAUCCUGAAAUCUUCAAGCAGUGAUGGCAGGAAUGCAGCAGUCAUGCACGGAGCGGGCCUCCUACCAAAGCUUCUGUUUGAGCUGUCUGAUCCUGCGGUGAAUGUUCACAAAGUUAACGUCAUCUCCUGCAUCAUCACACACCUUCUGACGGCUCACUUUACCGCCGUGGACAUAAGCAGACUCAGAACUUUCCUGGUUUACACAAUCCCACCUCAGAGUAACACGACUGAAGGCAGUGAGACUUCUGAUGACCUGCCAGCACAAAGUUCUGGUCCAGCGAGCCUCAUCUUGAUCCGCAACAAGCUGCUGUCUGCGCUCUGUGACAUACUCAACUCAGACAAAGACCAGCAGAAGGCAGUGUUUGAAUCUCUUGGCAGUGAUUGGGUCCUGCUGUUUCUUCAGGCUCACCUCCACCGAUCCACUUUGAAACUGGGCCUUGUCCUGCUCACGCAGUUUCUGUUGAAUCCAGACCAACAGAGAAGCUUCAAAGAGGGCGUGGUCCUAGGAACUCUUACAGACGUGGCUCAGGAGCCGCACGCUGUUAUGGACAACCUUCGGGCCCACGCUUGGUCCGUGGAGCUCCUUGGCGCAUCAUGUCCAGGAUUUGAUGUCCUCAAGGAGCUGCUAAUCAGACAGACUCAUGUGCCUGAGGUGUAUGAAGCUCUAGCUUCUCUCAUGGUGGGAAAAAAGGUCCAUCAAACAGUCAAAGGAGAAGUGUGUUUGGAUCACAUCCUGCAGUCGCUGAUUGAGAGCCAAGCUGAAGCUCCUGCUACUCAGCUUUGUGUUGAAGCUGCUACAACGAUGCUGGAGCUGGUCAAAGUCAUCCUCACACAGUGCUCAACUAGGCUUGUGUCAGACACCGAUGCAUCCUGGGAGCUGCAGAUCCCAGCAAGUUUGAUGCAGUUCUUCUGUCUCCUCCACAACCUCCGGCCGAGAGACCCACUCUGGGCAUCGCCCACAUUCCUGCAUUCGCUCGCUGGUGUUGUGUUUCCUCCGGAGGUUUCUGAGGAUGUUGGUAAGCGAAUCAAAACGGGCGAAAGAGAGGACACAUUCAGCAGUCAGCCCACCAGGAAGCCAGUGCUGGACUUCAUGCGUAUUUUGUUAAUGGACAGUCUUCUUAAUGUGCCUGCGAGCAGCAACACACACCUUAUGAUUCUGCUGCUGGAGUUUUGUCCUGAUGAUGCGACGCUGGAACAGAAGAAGAGAUAUCAGUCGGAGUUAGUUGAGCACAUCAUGAAUAUCGUCCUCAUGCUCGGAAAUGAGGAUGACACUCAUCUGAGCUCUCGAGACCGUGAGAGUCAGCGUCCUGAAGGACAGAUCAGCACCCUGAUGGAGAACGUGGUGCUUUUCUGCAGGACUUUGCUUCUGAAACUUUACAACGGAUCGUUCAUGGGAGACUCAAAAGUUCUGAUCGAGUUCCUCGCAGAUCAGAUUAUGAUGACUCUGGAGAAAGGACGGACGCAGAAGGAGAAAACUAUCUCUGCACUCUACUCGUGCACCAAUAAAGUCCUGCUUUUUUUCCUGUCUCAACCACGACAUUCCCACGAAGAUAAGAAAGUAGUCGUCAGGGCGCUGCAGGCCUUCUUGGAAAGCUGGGACGUUGUCAUGGCAACUUACAAUGGAAAUGUGAACUUUAUUACCUGCCUUCUUCAUUGUCUGUUACUAAUUCGCUCUGGCAGCUACCUUGAAGGUUUUGGGUGUGUGGCAAAGAACAGGAAAAAUUCAUCCAGCCCCGUACUUGCAUAUUCUCAAAAAGUCAGCAAAGGAGAAGACACGAGAGAUGACAAAGAACUCGUGUCUUUAGUAGAAGCCUGCUGGUCAAAGGUGAUAUCUGAAAGACAACACAUGCUUGAAGAAAGCUAUAAAAUUGAGAUGUCAGUGAGUCGCACAGCAGAUGUGAAGCCCGUCAGCAUGACCGACAUCAGCCCUCUGUGGGAGGAGAUGGCACAUAAGACCUGGACGCUGUACACAGAGUCAGAGAUGAAGAAAGUGGCUAGCCGGUCUCAGAUCAUGUUGGAAGUGAUCACCAGCGCUCUUCGCUCGGCUUUGGGGAGAGGUCAAGAGUCAAUGAAAGCAGAAGAGUUUUUGUCCCACAUGGAGUCACACCGGCAGAGAGGCCGCAGCGUGUUUGAGAACAUGAGGACAAACCACUUACAGUUGCAAGCGGCUGAAUGGGAAGGUGCAAACGCUCAGUGGCUGCGCGUGGAGGCCGAGCUGCUGAGGGAGAGAGCUGUAUUUGGUCCAGGCCCGGGGGUGCUGUUGAGCCAAGACUGGGUGCAAGAUGCCGCCGAAGGACCCAACCGGACCAAAUCACGCAUCCGCAGAAAAGCCCUGAGACAUUCCAAAUCGGUAGAAAUGCUAGGAAUGCUGUGUUUGAGAUCUGAAGAGAGCAUUAAUAAAGCAGAGGAUGAUGCAGAGCUGAAGGUUUUGUGUGAAGUCAGUGGCGAGGUAAAAGCAGACGAAGAAGGAGGACCGAGCAGUUUGACAUUCUUCCCCGUUCUGAACGAGACGCCAUCAACCACCGAAGACCAACCAAACCCUUUCUCCCCUGAGUCCUGCUCCCACACACAAGACUGUCCAGACAUACGCGUCAUCCUGCAGGAGCUGCACCCAGGGGAGAAGGUAAAAGCUAAGAUGUGUGUGGUGAUGGUAAGCAGCCUCAGAGUGGCUGAAGGUGUGCUGCUUUUUGGAGACAAAAGCCUUCUCCUGUGUGAGGGAUUCACUCUCAGUCCCACUGGAGAUGUGUGCUGCAGGAGGCACCACCCUAGCAGUGUUAGAGAUUCGUUUAUUUCCACGAUGCUGAAUAAAGAGCUGCCCUCAGCCACUUGCAGAAGCUGGCUCUACGAGGACAUCAAGGAGGCUCGUUUCAUGCGGUUCCUCUUAGAGGACAAUGCUAUUGAGAUUUUCAUGAAAAACGGACACUCUGCAUUCCUGGUUUUCUUGAAUAAGGACCAUGUCUCAGCAUAUAAAAGACUGAGCAUGGUGGUACCAGCAUUAAAAGGGAGAGCCGUCGCUGAGGUCAUGGCUAAUGCCAAAAAGACUGCCGUGCUUGAAAAAACAGCUCUUGUUAAAUGGCAGAAAGGCGAGAUGAGUAACUUUGAGUACUUGAUGCAUCUGAACACCAUUGCUGGGAGGACGUACAAUGACUUGAUGCAGUAUCCAGUCUUCCCCUGGGUUUUGGCUGACUAUCAGUCUGAGAUGCUUGAUUUGUCAAAUCCUGCAACUUUUCGUGAUUUAUCCAAGCCGAUGGGUGCGCAGACAGAGAAAAGGAAACAGAUGUUUAUCCAGAGAUAUGAAGAUGUGGAGGACAAUGAAGACUUGUCAGCACGUUGCCAUUACUGUACCCACUACUCGUCAGCCAUCAUUGUGGCAUCCUUCCUUGUAAGAAUGGAGCCAUUUUCACAGACUUUCCAGAUGCUUCAGGGGGGGUUUGACAUCGCUGAGCGGAUGUUUUACAGCAUAAAGAAGGAGUGGGAGUCGGCCUCGAAAGACAACAUGGGCGACGUCCGUGAACUUAUCCCAGAGUUCUUCUACUUGUCUGAUUUCCUGCUCAACUCCAACAACAUCCCGCUUGGCUGCAUGGAGGACGGCACGCCUCUGGGAGAUGUGGAACUGCCUCCAUGGGCGAAAGGUGACCCCCAGGAGUUCAUUAGAGUCCAUCGAGAGGCCCUGGAAAGCGACUAUGUCAGCUCAAACCUGCACCUGUGGAUCGACCUGAUCUUUGGGUUUAAGCAAGAAGGCCAGGCUGCUGUGGAAAGCGUCAACACAUUCCACCCAUAUUUCUACGUCCAAAAAGGGCGAAUAGAUGCGAGAGACCCUGCUCUCAAGACCACGAUCUUAGGAUAUCUCAGCAACUUUGGACAGAUUCCGAAACAGCUUUUUACCAAGCCCCAUCCUCCUCGCAGUGGCUUCAGAAAAGAAGGAUCUUCACCUUCAAGCCCAGUUCCAUUUUUCUUUAAACUGGAUAAGCUAAAGACUACGGCUCAGCCGUUCAGAGAGCUGUCAAGAGGUCCGGUAGGUCAGAUAGUGUGUCUGGAAAAUGAAGUUGUGGUUCUGGAGGAGAAUCAGCUGCUUUUAUGGCCUCCAUUUGGCUGCCUCUUUAGCUGGGGGUUUCCAGAUAACAGCUGUGCAUUUGGAAACUACACCACAGAGAAGAACUUUGCUGUGAGCGAGAGUUUGUGUGACUGGGGGGAAACUUUGUGCGCCACCUCCCCGAACCUGACGACCCUCAUCACUGCAGGAGCCAGCACUGUAGUGUGUGUGUGGGACCUGGUGAUCAGCAAGGACAAGCUCACCCACAUGAAACUCAGACAGCCCUUAUACGGUCACACAGACACUGUGACAUGCUUGGCUGUGUCCGAGGUCCACAGCCUGAUAGUGAGUGGCUCUCAUGACCUCACCUGCAUCCUGUGGGAUUUGGAGGAGCUGAAUUACAUCACCCAGUUAGCAGGACACACAACCAGCAUCUCUGCCCUGGCUGUCAAUGAGCUCACUGGUGAGAUUGCAUCAUGUGCGGGACCUCUGCUGUACCUGUGGACCAUGAAAGGUCAGCUGCUGACCUGCACUGACACUUCCUGUGGGCCUCAGGCAGACAUCCUGUGUGUCAGCUUCACACAGCGACACGAGUGGGAUGCCAGGAAUGUUAUUGUCACCGGCUGUGCAGACGGCAUAGUACGGAUAUGGAGGACAGAGUACACCAGAACACAAUUACCUGGCUCUCCAGAAGAGCCUUUGUCCCCAGGGCAAGACCGGAGAGAGAGACAUGGGAACAGCUGGAGGAGACGCCUGAUGUUGUGUCAAGAGCUGAGCAGAGGUCAGGCGACGUCACAGCGCCGAUAUAAAAAUGACCCCGCCAUCACUGCUCUGGCCAUGUCCAGGACUCAUGCUACUCUGCUGGCCGGCGACGCCUGGGGCCGAGUUUUCACUUGGGUCUGUGAAUGAAAGGUUUGUAAACACUGUUGGACCUCCAGCCACUACGUACAUCCACCUUUAAGAGGAACUGAUGCCCCGAGUCCGAACACUGCUGAGCAGCACACCUGCUUCACGUCUGCGGGGUGAUUUUACCAUCACAGAGCAAGAAGCUUCAGAUGAAAUCCACCAUUUAACUAUUGUUAUGUUAAAUAAUUAAUUCAAAUUAAUUUGAUGAAAUCAUCCAAACAAAUUUGCAAGAGCAUUUUCUGUUACGGAUUAAAAAACAAGUGUGGUCAGCAGCCUAAAGGACAUUGUCUCUGUCUGCUGAAUGAAUUAGAAUGGAUUCUAUAUAAAGGUGUGGAACACUGAAAAAACAUUAUUUAAAUCUUAUUUCUGAUUUUAAUCAGUCACUCUGAGCUUUUUGUGCAGGCUGAACAUGAAAAUAGUCUCCUACAGCUACCUCCUGCAUUAGCUUCUGAUAGAAAAUAGAUGGUGAAUCUCUGGGAUCGGACAGACCUGACAGAUCUACGUCACACUGUCAACAUUCAUGGACUCACCAACCUUGGCUCAUGGCGGGGAAGUCUGUUGUUGUUUUAACAUCCAAAUAAACAGCUGAAAACAUGUUUUCUAGUAGAAGCUAAUUGUUAGCAUUAGCAACUUCACCACACAGCAGAAGCUCCUCCAGGCUUGUGUUAUUUGUGGAGAGAAAACAUCGACGUUGCAAGUCAGUGGUAGAGUUGCAUUGCUGUUAUCCAACCUGGAGCUAGAUGUCCAAAUAUCAGCCAUUAAGACUCCAAAACCUGCCGUCUGAAGCUCGGCUGGGAUGUGGCUCACUGCUAGCUCCUGGAAAGGUUUAUUUGCCCCC